Messenger RNA from Aspergillus glaucus CBS 516.65, 903 nucleotides. RefSeq names its product SDR family oxidoreductase. NCBI's taxonomy places the organism in Eukaryota, Fungi, Ascomycota, Eurotiomycetes, Eurotiales, Aspergillaceae. The coding region runs from base 1 to 903 and encodes 300 amino acids. The record is from RefSeq and is a predicted model, not a curated record. The transcript is spliced from 3 exons.
AUGAACCCCGUCAACACAAAACCCUACACCCUCCCACCCGACGCAACCUGGCUGAUAACCGGCUGCUCCUCCGGCAUAGGCCGCUCCCUCGCAACCAUCCUGUCCUCCAAGCCCAACCAACGCAUAAUAGCAACAGCCCGCAAUCCCUCAUCCCUCUCGUACCUCCCCCCCACCCCCAACAUCCUCAAAUUAGCACUAGACGUGACAUCCCCUUCAUCCGUCGACGCAGCAUUCGCCGCUGCCGUGCAGCAUUUCGGAGAGGACUUCCAUUUAGACGUCGUCGUUAAUAACGCCGGCUAUUCACUAUCCGGUGAUACAGAAGCCGCGAGCGAGGAAGAAACGCAUCUAGAAAUGGAGACGUUGUUCUUCGGGACUGCACGGGUUACCACGCGCGCUUUGCCGCUUAUGCGUCAAGAGACUGGUGGGAGGAAGGGAGGCUUGAUAUUUAAUAUAUCAAGUCUUGCUGGAUUGUGUGGGUUUCCGGGACAUGCGUAUUAUCACGCGGGUAAGUUUGCGGUGGAGGGGUGGUCGGAAGCUGUGGCGAGGGAGGUGCAUCCUGAUUGGAAUGUCAAUAUUUGCAUCGUCGAACCGAGCGGUGUGAAAACGAACUUCGAUGGCCAUUCUAAAGCGCGCAUACAGGCUCAUCCUGACUAUGCGGGUGAGGAUAUGCCUGCCCGGCAGCUUGAGAAGUAUGUGAAUAUGGGUAUCAAGUCUGGGAUUGGUAUGAUGGAGUCUUCUGCCGUGGCGGAGACGUUGUGGAGUGUUGCUAGUCGUGGGGAGAGAGUGCCGUUGAGAUUGCCGUUGGGCGCGACGUGUUGGAAGAUGGCGAAGGCGCGGUGUGAGGGUUUUAUUCAGGAACUUGAGGCGGUUAAGGGGGUGAGUACUUUUGGGCAGGGUGUUUAA